UCAUGUUUUCUAGUUUGGACUGUCAGUGUUUUUAAACAGCGACGCUUUAUUUUUAAAUCAAAGCAAGAGAAAGCUCUGAUUCCUGUCCGUGAUUAAUCAGGUAGAAACUUCUCAAAACAAUAACAAAAGUAGUAAAUAAUAAAAGUAAUAUCUUUUCAGUGUGUCACCGCCGUGCCUCCUAACACCUCAUCAUUCUGAAUGAACCUACACGCGCACGGUCGCACCCUACAAUGGGCGGAGUUUGGAGUUUUUAUUGGAAGUGCGCGCGGCUGCGGAGGCGCAUUUUACGCACGGAGUUCCACGGAGGCGCACGGCAUGAGGCCGACCGGAGCUUGACGCAGCUGCGGCUGCGUGACGAUGACCGAUGUGCGCAGCUGUAGGUUGUCUCGGACAGAAAGAUUCCUCAUUUCUUCUAAACCAGUCGGUCAUGAUUCUGGUUUCCUCGUGAGGUCAGCGUCGCCGGCUCUUCCAUGUGAAGUCUAAACGCCAGCUGGCCUUUGACCCCCACCUGAACAUGGACGUCCGUCUGCACGGAAACUCCCAGUUUCACCACAGAGUCAACGGUGGAGCCCGUCGCAGCUCCAGAUCAGAAAAGGAUGAUACUCUGAAAUACUUGAGCCCCGAGGAGAAGGAGACCCUCCAGUUCUUUGAGCAGACCAUUGAGUCUUUGGAUGACAGUCUGGAGGACCAGGAGAACCGGAGGUCCGGACAGAUAAAGCACCAAGAGAACAGCCACACGCCCAUCUGUGUAGUCGAUGGACACUCGAUUCCCAACCCUUCUCCUCACCAGGACAUCAUCGACCUGGUUCACCCCGAGCCGGAUCUGAUGCCUCACAAAGAGACCCUCUUCAACCCCAACAACCCAGAUUUUCAGCGCAUGAUACCCCCUCCCGAAAGUCAUUUUGAAGUAAAGCCCAGGCACGAAAGCAUGGCUUUAGAGUACAGCCUUCCCGCCCCAAACACCCCACCAGACGGCCAGUUUGCCUACCACCCCCCCGGCUCUGUCCCCACCCCUGUCCUGAUUGCACAGAAGUUAGCCGAGAACCAGGGUGGUGGAACAACAAACUUUCAUCCGUCUACAUUCCUUCGUCGUCUAAGUCUGGAGACAGAAAAACCACUGGUGGAAAACUCAGAUCAUUCAUCAAGAUACGGUCCUCCAACUUCUACCAAACCCUCUCACCUACCUGCCAACAUCAGCAUGAUGCUCGGCGGCAAAGAGCACCCGAAGCCGUCCGGGUCCGAUGAGAACAUUUACAACAGACAAGAGCCGAUCCACGCCAGCCCGUCGGUAACUCCUCCCUUCUCACCUUCAGAACAUCAUCGGCAAAGUACGGAGCAGAAAGUUCGAAAAGCUCCCACUCGCAGCAUUUCCUUCAAGGAUCCCACACCAGACAAGUCCAGAAGGGAGGCCCUAUCCAAGCUGGGACUGACGAGAAAUCGAGCCAUGUCCGGAGGAAAAUCCGUGGAAAACAAGCUUCACAUUAAACCAAUGGAACCCCUGAAAGUCACAGCCCCCAGCACCAAAACUGCAGACACUAGUGUCCCACAAACUACACCCAACAACCUCCCAGAACCUGCUAAGACAACACCAAACUACACCGAUGCGGACAGAAAACCAGAAACCCUGCCGACACAUCUCCACAGAAUCCAUGACACGAGAAGCGCCUACUUGACCCCAUCGUCUCCCUCCAUCGCCCAAACCAGACCCAAUCCAGCUCCAGUGGAAAACAAGCUUCACAUUAAACCAAUGGAACCCCUGAAAGUCACAGCCCCCAACACCAAAACUGUAGACACUAGUGUCCCACAAACAACACCCAGCAACCUCCCAGAACCUGCUAGGACAACGCCUAAUUACACCAAUGUGGACAGAAAAUCAGAAACCUUGCCGACACAUCUCCACAGAAUCCAUGACACGAGGGGCGCCCACCUAACCCCAUCGUCUCCCUCCGUCACCCAAAACAGACCCAGUCCAGCCCCGGUGGAAAACACCACCCCCCAUAGCCCUCCUUCAGAGAUCACCUCUCUGUCCUUCAAUCACUUCGGAGGGAAAUCCAUCGUGGUUCACCCCACUGCUCCAUCCCGGAAUGACCCCUCCACCUCUCCAAUCACCAGUGAACCAAAAAUCCCCCUGCCUGUGCUCUCCAACCCCCCUGAGGCCAACCUCUACGGAGGGAAGACAAAAGUCAUGAAUCCUGUGUCCACAAACAGGACUGACCUUCCCGACAUCCUCAGCCCCCUCUUCCCCCAGAAUCCACCCGCCCCUGCCAGACCGGAGCCGGCAGCUGCUGAGCUCAACAGGUAUGGGGGCAAGAGUCUAACCAUCAACCCCGCCGCCGGCGGGAACCGCUCUACGGUCAGCCCAGCCAGGAGCGUCAAAGGUCCGCCCCCGACUCCAGCUCCGAGACCUGCCCGGCAGUCUUACCACGGCCCUCUUAGUCCCCCAAAACCAGCACCAACCGAACGGCGGAGAUCCAACUCCAUGUUCCGCCCGCAGGGCAUCACCGUGCAGUUUUCUGGACGGGGGCCGAUGAACGACUCCCGCAGGGAGGCGCUGCGGAAACUGGGACUGCUGAAGACCUGAUGGACUUUCCCAAAGCAGUCCACCUCCUGAGCUAGAAUCAGCCGGCUGAUGGGAGCCACAGAACAAGAUUCCUGUUUUUUUUUUUGGAGGUUGAGGUGUGGUGGACUAGCUCUCACAGAGGAAUGGACCCAGGAACCUCGCUGGACCAGCCCAGCCGGUUGUCCCCGUCUGGAUGCAAAACCUUCAGACGGCAAAAAAACUGUUGACAUUUUUGUCUGACAGGAACCUGGAGAACUGCUUUGUGAUACUAAGACUCUGAAUACCUCUGGACAAAGAUUCAAGCGACAUUUUGUCACGAACGGGAUGAUCACUUCGAUUGUAAAUAGUUUUUUUAUUUUUUUGGUUAUGGGAAAAGGGAAAGUUUGAACUUAUUCUGUGUGAUGCCCCAGUGCUUCGUCCUCCUUUCAAGCACACAUCCCCUUCUAUUAACCCGUAAGCUAACAGAUAAAGUUUGAUAUUUGGGGGAAAUUGUCAUAUCAUAUAGUUAGCAUUUAGGUGUUGCAAAUCUGCACUGCCUUCCCCGAGAGGGUUAAUAAGCUACAUCUCUUUUUUAAACUUGUUUCAUUACAGUUGAUCCAGAAUAUAAAAAAAAAACAGAGUGAUCAUCCUGUCUAGAGAAUCCCAGCAGCUCAGCUAGAGAUGAAUCUCUUCCUAAAUGAUCUACACAUCAGUUUUAGGGAUUAUUAUUAUUAAAAAUAGAACAACUAGAACUAAGUAGGACUGGGUAUCAUCAUUAACUUCCAGAAUCAAUUUAUUUGAUUCACAAUUGUUUUUAUUCGAUUCAAUUUUGAUUUUUCUACAUAAUUUCACAAAUUUAAACAUCCGCUUUUAAUCCUGUUUUUUCAAGAGUUUUCUAUCCUUUCCCGCCAUGUUUGUGUCUGAUCGAUGAGGUUUUUGCGAGAGAAGGGUAACGUCACCAGAAAAAUAUUAUUUUUUUUGUUAGAGAGGAAAAUGGAUUAAGAUCCAUCUUUAGUUUUAUGGAUCGAUUCUUUCCUUGAAAUAAGUCAUGUUCAAUCAGAGUUUUAGAGCAAAGGCUCAUGGGAAAACGGGAGGCCAUAGUGUAAUGUCAUAAGAAGCUCACAUCAGAAGCUACAAUGUUAUAGAACAGUCGUAUCAGUUGUUAAAAAGCUGGAAAGGAAUUCAUUCAUUUAUGGUGAAAUUCCACCAAAAAUAUGUUUUACUUAAAAAUCUUGAUAUUUAUUUAAAAGGAUCAAAGCUGUGGCCCUCAACACAGUUUUAUAGGGAGUUUUUAUUUAAUGUUUAGCAAUAAAUCUUAAAGCUUGAAACAAAAAAAACAAAAAAAGCCAAAAAGUGGGGACGUGUUUUCAUGUCUUUUGGGAUGGACUCUGCUGCAGGGAACACAUUUUCUUUUCAUUUACCUAAAAAAAGUGUGAUUUUAUGUGUCAGUCCUUUGUAUAAAUGUAAAAGCAGCGUCCAUAAAAGCAGAAACAUCAGAUCUGAGGAGCAGCUGGAGGAUAUUUUUACUCCGUGGACCUUCUCCCACUCCCAGCCCACAGACGGUUUGUGGUCGGGACAGCAGACGGAGCUUCCAGCUGCUUUUUAGGGAGGUCAGAAAUCUGCCGUCAAACCACACCAUCCAGAAAUGCAUUCUGGGUAACAUUUCUUUGCUGUCUUGUUGUGACUCCGGCCUCUGUAGCUCACCUACAGAAACUUUUGAAGGAUUGAACUUUUGUUUACAGACUCCGGUUCUUUGUAGUUCGUCUACAAAUAUUCUGAAGGAUCUCCACUCUUGGAGAGGAAAUGUAUAAAUCUGAAAGAAACCUUUAGUGUGCGGUGAACGGGGAAGACGCUGGUUAACUUUCACACUACUGACAUGUUUGUCGUAAACUAUAUUUACUCCUUUUUGUCGCUCAUUAAACCUGUAAAUCUAACAGUCUUUGUUUGUCUUUGAUGUUUUAUUCUUGGAUUUUAAAGCAGAUUUCCUAAACGGUUUAAGGAGCAAAUGAAGCUAGAACAUUUGAAUAAUGACAAAUAAUUAAAUUGUUCAUUUAUAACA
Oryzias melastigma (Indian medaka) is the source of this 4598-nucleotide messenger RNA. RefSeq names its product proteoglycan 4. Lineage: Eukaryota; Metazoa; Chordata; Actinopteri; Beloniformes; Adrianichthyidae. Bases 515 to 2581 code for a protein of 688 amino acids. The transcript is spliced from 4 exons. The record is from RefSeq and is a predicted model, not a curated record.